This is a messenger RNA of Candidula unifasciata, 1284 nucleotides long. NCBI's taxonomy places the organism in Eukaryota, Metazoa, Mollusca, Gastropoda, Stylommatophora, Geomitridae. The record is from the annotation of a GenBank genome assembly.
AUGUCAUUGGAUUACAGUUUGGCCGUCCGAGGUAAGGAAGUUUCAGCGGUCAUGUGCAAUCAGAAGGAGCAGCGAGUUUUGGAGAAGUGUCUACAGACUCUCCACCUAGAGCAGACUUACGCCGUGAAGCUUCUGGAAAUAGACAACCGAGAAAUGAAGGUACAUUAUAAAAAGCUGAAGGAUAAGGUAUCGAAAAUAAAAUCAUUCCUGCCGAUUGAAGACAUCUCCAGAUUUCGUGAACUGGAUAUGAAGGGUCGGUUCAAGCCAGCCUAUGAAUGUGUCGUUCUUAGUAGUGCUGUCAAAAUAGCCGAGGCUUCUAGAAGACUCAAGCUGAACAGUCACAGAGGCAAGAAUGGACGAUGCACUCAGAGUGCGUUGCCAAGAAUUUCAGUGUCCAGGGAUAACUCUCACAUUAAAACUAAUUCAAGGGAAUCAGAUUCUGGACAACGCAGCAAAUCUGUAAUGGGGUUAUCCACUGAAAUUUCUCAUGAAACACAUUCAAGUCAGCAAGAGAAACCAUCAACUGUUCAGUUUUACAGUGUUCAAGAUGACAAUCUUCUAGGUUUCGAAAAAAGCACCCCAGUAGAUCUGCAGACGACCCAAGAAACCCCUAUUGUUUUUGAACUGAGCAAACGAUCACAGUCUGCAGAGAAUGGGGGACAUAAUCUCAGAGCACAGUCAGGACACAUCCAUACUCAUUCGCCGUUCUCCAGUCACGUGGCAGCAGCCAAGGACGCCCGUGAUGGUUUGAGAACAGCACCAGCGCAGACUAACAUUGCUCGAAGACUGUCGCAGGUGUCCAACUAUUCUAUUGACAGCAAUCUGGGAGAGAACUUGUAUGAGGAACGUCGACUAGGACUAUUAGAAGAAGAAGCCCUAAGAGCAGCAGCCUUGCAGCAGAAAACGCGAAAGUUUCUACACGAAGUUGAGGAAUACCUGCAAGUAAAACCACGACUUCCGUCGUCGAAAUCCGUCACUGGUAAUUCUACUCAAGAAUCGACUCUGGGUAAACCAAGCACCAGGGGUUAUAAUCGCCACCAGAAGUUUAACAGAAAGAGCAGGCUUUCUGAACCCAACUCCUCGUCAACAUAUUUGCACGAGCAGAAAUACAAAGAGCAUGCAUUGUCGCUAUGGACAGGGCUGAAUAAAUGCCGAUAUCUGCGAGUGCCGGAUGAGAUGCUUGACCUCUCUGGCAUAAAUACUUUAGCUAAAGAUCAGAUGCAGAUGUUUGAAGUACUGCGAAAAUCAGACUGUAUACCUCUGAGGGAAGCUUGGGAAAACUGA